AUGGAACACAUUCACCAAACACAUAAACAACAAUCCAUUAUAACACGAGUAUUUGGGGGAUAUACAAAGCACUCAUCUGACUCCAAAUCAGUUGUUAAAGAAUCUCCACUUACCCAUUUCCUCCAGUCUCCUAAAAGUUUUCUGACAACACAACGUCUUCAAAUUGAAUUGACACGAACGUUAACUAAUAUCAAGCUGAAGGAAGUUCCGGUCAUUUAUUUAAGACCGGACGAUGACGGAAAAUCGCUCGAGCUGGACGACUUAAACUCAACAGAAGAAGAAAAAAGUAAAUUGAUCAAAAUCAAGAAGACGGAGAGUUCACCAUUUUUCUGUAACAACAUCGUCGAUGAAGUUUUUGCGACAUAUUUCAAAGCAAAUGUUGUUAGAGAAAAUAAUGCGGUGAUGAGUGGGUGUGUUGAUUCCUUGAUCAAUUGUGCAUGUAUGGAAGACAGUGAUAUCAUGCGCGCUUUUGUGUGGACGCACUCAUCAUUUAUCACAUCAAACGAGAUGCUUGAAAAGUUUAAAGACCGGUUUGAGAAGUGUUGUUGUAACGAUGGGAUUCUUUCCCAACAAAUCAAAGCACGGAUUAUUAAUGGUGUGAAAUACUGGGUUGAGUAUACAUGGCAAAUGAACAUUAACCAAAGCAUGCCAAUUGUCGAACAAACAAUUUCAUUUGCAUCAUUACUUAGAAAAUACGGUAUGAAAAAACAAGCACUCCUAAUCACAGAUGUUGUCGAUAGAGCACUCAAUGGUAAUGCCGUUGCACUCAUUCAAAUAAUGAAAGACACUAUCCCACCAGUUAUACAAUCAUUACAUUCGGUUUUUAAAUUGAAAAGAAAUGUCGAUGUUAUGGAUUUUCCACCAAAAGAAUUUGCAAAACAAAUCACAGUGUUCACAUCAGAACUCUUUAGAAAAAUCAAGUUGAUUGAGUUUCUUAAGUCGACAUCAAACUCGACAAAAACAGAGUGUUUUAACAUCACCGAAAUGACGAAUUUUUAUAACGCAUUUCAGGCGUAUUUUGCAGAUAUGAUUUUGAAUGAAUCAUCACUCCCAAGAAGAGCACAAAUUGUGUCGAAGUUGUACAUGAUCGCUUACCACUGCUUUUUGUUAAACAACUUUGACACCGUUGUUUGUAUAGUUUCAUUGUUUGAGACUUCCGCACUUCAUCGUUUGAAACGAACAUACAAAAGCAUUAAUAAAGAUGUUGUAAUGUUUUAUGAAAUUGCAAAGAAGGCAACGUCGAUGGAAAACAACUGGAAAAAUCUCCGAACAACAGUAGAGUCUGCAACUGGAGCCGUUGUCCCUUACUUGGGACUGAUACUCAGUGAUUUGCUUUUUACAACGGAUGGCAAUAAAACAAUAACAUCAGACUCCACCGUCAAUUUUGCGAAAUGCAGAAAAUUGAGUGGGAUAGUUAUUGAUGUCCACAGAAUGAAACAAGUGUCAUACAAAAGCACAAUCUUAGUAUCAGAAGAGUACCAAAAAUUCAUAGUGGAAAAUAUCCAGAAAGGACCACACACAGAGAAGAAAGCAAACAACGACUCAAUUCAGUACAACUUGUCGAAGCAACUCGAAGUGACUGACUGCAUCACCACUGAAAUUUUAACCCCAGAAGGCGGAGAGGGAAAAGUACUUUUAUCGGUUGUACUCCCUAAUGAAUGUACUAUACGAAGGUUUCUUCCAAUGAAGAACAAAGUCGCGAUUGGUAAAAUAUUCAACGAUGUCAUCGGGAAGGAAAUCGAUUUUGAGAAGAAGAAAAUCUUUUUCUUCUUUUUGGAGAACCAACCAAACGAAGUCUACGAUGCAGGAAAAAUAACGGAUGAUAUCUUUUAUGAACACACAUUCAAAACCAUCUCUUUUGCAACAGUACUGUCAAACGUGAAGUACAUUAACUGCGUCUUUGAGCUUUCAGGAGUCUACGUGAAUUGCCAAAUACCACUUGACAUGCACAAGCCACUUUACCAACAAUUCCCAAUCAUCCACACAUACUUACUGAAACCAUUCACGUUUGUCCCAAUGAGAAUCUCAAGUGAUUACCUCGUUAAUGGAUUUUUGUGUGUACAAUAUUCACUCAACGAAUAUAAUUGGAACAAAGAGGAAAUCCUCUUUUUGGUCAACAUUGACUCGCUUCCGCUUUACUUCUCCAAUUUGGAUGUCGACGAACUCAGAUUUAAGUCAUUCUGGAAUUUCAAAAAGAUCGACGUGACACUCUUGGAGCAAGCAGAAAGCGAACAAAAAGACGUCUAUUCACUUUUAACUGUUGACCAAUUUAUGCUCAUUUACAAGAACAGAAUAUUCCAAUAUUGUUUCCCACUUGAUUUUGUUCAAGUCUCGUUGAUAGUCAAUAUUCCCAACUUUGUGAUGAAAGUGCAAUACGACUAUCCGUAUGAAAUUAUUGAGAGCACCACUUCAUUUGCAAAAAGAAAUCCAAAAAUUGAAAUUAAAUUCAUUGGUGACGACUAUAACAUCGAACACAUCCAAGAGUUCAUUUUCCACUUGCACAUGUCACACCCAAAAUUCAAUAAAUACCAAAUCUUUGGAAUAAACCCCGAGUUUGUUGUUCAAAGUAGUGCAUAUCACAUCCCAAAAUUUGUCGAGGAGCUUGUGACAGCGCUUUACUUUAAAGACAAUUUCUUCGAUGAAAAGUUCUUUGAACACGAAGCCACGGAGGACGCUCUUUGUGUUAUAGAAAAGGUCGAGAGUGGCGGAGAAGUUGUUUUGUCUUCACUCCCAUACCAGACACUAUCCACUAUCUUUUUCUUGUAUUUGUAUUCUCUUAACAUCCCACUGUUACCUAUCGAUGACAUUGAUAAGUUAGCUGAUUUUAAUAAGAUGAAUCCAGAAGAACAAAAAAGCACAGUGAUCAAUUUGUACAAAACAAGUGCUCCAUCGAUGAGAGGUCUACUCAACACAAUCAUGGAGUUGUUUGUUGUUUGGCUUUUACCAAAUCCAUCGAAACUUCCAGCACUCAAGACGUUUGCAAAAUUGCUUUUUGUCGAAUUGGUGGAGGAUGAUGUCGCCGAAUCAAUAUUCAACAUUUUGGUCUUGCUCUACCCAUCACUUCCAGCUCUGGAAAUACCACAAACCACUUUUACAGAAAUGAUACACAACUACACAUUGAACCCUAUUAUGGACGAGGAAGUCAGAAACAAACACAUCGAUGAUAUUAAAGAAAGUUUUUCAAACAACACACCACAAGCAAAAUUGCUCCUCCACAAAAAUUCACAUUUUACACUCGAGAAGAACCCAACAAGAAAACCAUUCAAAAAAAUUGACACCAUGACGUUGAGACAUUCAAAGGAAAGAAAACUCAAAAUCGGCAAAAACCGCACAGGGACACUCCAAAACGAAGAAGCACCGAAUAUUGCUACACUGCAAGAAAAAGCCAAAUCACCGAACUUGCCAUAUACAGACAAAAGCAUAACGAACUUCGAAACUGAUUCCUCAAAAUUCCGGAGUGUCUCAUUGUCGCCUCGCCUUCGAAGCUCUCCAAUUAAACAAUUUACAACAGUGGAGGAAGGAAAGUCUUGUGAAGAAAAACAAGAGGAGGUGCAACCGAGCCAAGUCUCCCCCCGAAUCUGCUUAACGACUAAAAAGGACAUUGUAGAGGAGUCGUCUGGCUCUGUUUCCAUACAAAGCCCAGUCACUCCAAAUUUCCAACUCCAAGAGGAGUCGUCUGACAACUCAUGUAAAUGCGAUGUUAAAGUCGACGCACCACCAACAACACCAGCAUUCAGUAAACCAAAACCUCCCACCCUCCCAAAAAGACCAAACUUUAAAGCACCAAUGCCACCUAGUGGCUCACAAAAAGUCGAAAGAAAAUCAAGUCAGACAGUAUCACCUUUAAAAGUCGCCGAGAGAACGUUGUCUUUUUCGUCAACACAUGUGAGCAUGUCACAAACACCAAAAUCACAACCAGCAGGAGGUCCAUAUAUCAGAACAAACCAAAGAACAGCAUCCAACUUUGAAGAAACAAGAAAAAUGUUUGGUGCCCCCGCAACUAAAGAGAAGCCACCUUUGCCUCGGAGAAAAGAAACUCAAGAACAAAAUUGA
Messenger RNA from Entamoeba invadens IP1, 4053 nucleotides. RefSeq names its product guanine nucleotide exchange factor, putative. Gene Ontology annotation, biological process: Ras protein signal transduction; positive regulation of GTPase activity. The record is from RefSeq and is a predicted model, not a curated record. Lineage: Eukaryota; Evosea; Mastigamoebida; Endamoebidae. The transcript is spliced from 2 exons. The coding region runs from base 1 to 4053 and encodes 1350 amino acids. Gene Ontology annotation, molecular function: guanyl-nucleotide exchange factor activity. Gene Ontology annotation, cellular component: plasma membrane.